Molecule: messenger RNA, 2868 nt
Organism: Petromyzon marinus (sea lamprey)
Lineage: Eukaryota; Metazoa; Chordata; Hyperoartia; Petromyzontiformes; Petromyzontidae
Biological process (GO): anatomical structure morphogenesis; regulation of transcription by RNA polymerase II; cell differentiation
Molecular function (GO): DNA-binding transcription factor activity, RNA polymerase II-specific; RNA polymerase II cis-regulatory region sequence-specific DNA binding
Source: RefSeq, a predicted model, not a curated record
GACGAGGGAGAGAGAAAAAAAGCCCCCAAAGUUUGGGGCGAUAUUUAAACUCCACAAGACCGCCCACGCUUUCGCUCUCUCUCUCUCGCCAGCUCUGAGUGAGAUCCACUGUGUUGCCACAGUCCUUCGCACUCAGUCUCCCUCACCCCACCCGCCCCAUCUCUCUCGCUCUCUCCUUAUCUCUCGCUGGCUCGCUCCGAGAGAGCGGCGGUGGGUUCGCAGCUCGGUGCUAAAUGGAAGAGCGCCGGGCGGUGGGAGGGCGGUUGCGCGCAGUGGAGCGGAUUUCUUAGAAAAUAAACAGCAGCAGCACCACGAGCGGCAAGCAGGAUCAGCAUCAUCAUCAGCAGCAGCAGCAGCGGUGGUGGUGGCAUCAGCAGCGGCAGAUGCAGCAUCGGCCGCAGUAGCAGCAGGAGCAGCAUCGGCAUCAUCAGCAGCAUCAGCAGCAGGAUCAGCAUCAGCAGCGGCAGAUGCAACAUCGUCAGCAGCAGCAGCAGCAGAGGACGAGGUCGCAACCGCUGACAACAACGACGCCCACCAACAUCUACUGUCGUUCUCUUGAACUCAUUCUGAUUUUACUACACAUCGAUUAGUGUGUAUAUAUACCCACACACACACAUAUAUAUAAACACACACAUUAAUAGGUAUCAAUCGUUUCGCGGCGUGCCGGCAUCGUUUGACGGCGCAUCGGUUCGUCAUCCAUCGCACCACUUCAACUCAACUCGACCAACAACAACAAAUUAAAUAUCGGGACAUCUGCCUCGUUACCUCCUUAGCUUCCACGCCAUCUCUCAUCUAGCCACAGGCACCACCACGCGCCAACAACAACGACGACAACAACAACAACAACACGCGAGCGGCGACGAUGCAGACCCAGUACCCGGUGUCGAACCCGACAAGCGCGCUCAGCGUCAUGCCGUACCUAAACGAGCAGAACUACUACCUGGGCACCCAUCACGGCUACGGCGCCGUGAGCACCCAGAUGAGCGUCCACUACGCGCACGAUCAGUACGCCGGAGGUCUCCACGGCCGCCCGUACGGUCCCUACUCUCACCACGCCGCCGCCAAGGACAUGGUCAAGCCGCCCUACUCCUACAUCGCGCUCAUCACCAUGGCCAUCCAGAACGCGGCCGACAAGCGGAUCACUCUGAACGGCAUCUACCAGUUCAUCAUGGAGCGCUUCCCCUUCUAUCGCGAGAACAAGCAAGGGUGGCAGAACUCGAUCCGACACAACCUCAGCCUCAACGAGUGCUUCGUGAAGGUGGCACGAGACGACAAGAAGCCGGGCAAGGGCAGCUACUGGACCCUCGAUCCGGACUCGUACAACAUGUUCGAGAACGGCAGCUUCUUACGCAGGCGCCGAAGGUUCAAGAAGAAGGACGCGGCCAAGGAGAAGGACGAUCGAGACACGAGGCAGGGCGGCGGCGGCGGCGAUGGGAAGGUAACCGGACACAGGGCGCUUUCGCCCGCCGAGAAGAAGCCAGAGCCACUGGUGGGAGGAGGUGGUGGUGGUGGUGGGCGAAUGUCCUCGCCAUCGGCAUCUCCUCCGGCGAUGGCCGUGGUGCCCAAGAUCGAGAGUCCCGACAGCAGCACGGGGAACAUUCUCACCGACUGCGUCGAGGCGGGAGGAGGAAUGGGCUCAGCGGUCGUGGCGACAACGGGGCCCGGUGCCAUUCUCAUGAAUCACGGAGCGUGCGGCGGUGGUGGUGGUGGUGGCGGUGGUGGUGGUGGCGGUGACAAUGAGUUGAGUGGAUUCAGCGUGAAGAAGAUAAUGACCCUGGCGCGCGUUUCUCCAAACCACCAGCACCACCACCACCAUCAUCAUCACCACCACCACCACAACCAGCAGCAGCAACAACAGCAGCAACAACAACAACAGCAGCAACAUCAACAAAGUCAUCACCAUCAGCAGCAUCAGCAGCAGCAUCAUCACCAUCAGCAGCAGCAGCAACUAGAGCUCAGCCGACCGUCAAUUAUCGGCUCUCACCCCAAGGCCCUCUACCCGUCAUCCGCUCAGCUGAGCCCCUACGGUUCGACUCCCCCUUCCGUGUCUCCUUCGUGCGGGCAAAACCAGAGCCAUCUCGCGUCGUGCGCCUCGACCAGCACGUCGGCGUCCGCCAAGAACUACCACUGCAGCGUGCAAGCCAUGAGCCUCUACGCCGGCGAGAGGUCGUCCGACCACAGCCACAACGCCAUCGGGUCGGGCCACGCAGCGGGAGCCGUGGACGAGACGCUGGGCGGUGGCGGUGCCUCGGGAUCUCUGGCCAGCACUCUGGGACUGCUGGGUCAAGCGUCCGAGCAAAGCAUGGGCGGCACCUCCGCGAAUUCCCAACUGCAGCAAAUGCAGCGAGCUGGAUUAGGAGGAGGGAUCGGAGGAAUCGGCGGAGGAGGUGGAGUAGGAGGAGGAGGAGGAGUAGGAGGAGGGCAUCACUAUUCCGUAGCCGCCACGGGUCGGCCACCCACAGCGGGACCUGCAACGGCAGCUGCCGCCGCAGCCGCCGCCCGCUGGUACCUGGGGCAGGCGGCUGCCGCCACGGGAGAUCUGCCCCAGCUGCCCGGGCAGUCGUACGCGGGGCAGGGGCAGGCGGCCGCGGCGGCUGCGGCUGCCGCUGCGGCUGCGUUCGCCCUGGACGCCGCCGCCGCUUCGCGCAUGGCUCUGCACGACGGAGCGAACGCGGGCGGCGGCGUCGGCGGUGGCGUCGGGGGUGGCGUCGGGGGUGGCGUCGCUUCGAGCGGCGGGGCAGCCGGCUGCCAGAUGUCGCCCUUCCGCCUGGCGCCGCCGCUCUACGGCUCGGCGGGGAGUCACUACGGCGGGUACGACUGCGGGAAGUACUGACCGGGGGGCGACGGGCGGGGUCGCUGGAGAGUGAG